CACACAAUUUCAAUAACUAGACAGAGUGACAGAGGUUAGACUGAAACUUUUAACGUCUGGUCUAUAGAGCUUAUUCGGCAACGGACAUAAUAUAAAUACAUAUAUAUACAUACAUAUAAAUAUAGAUAAAUAAUAUACAUCUUUAAUACAUAUAUAUACGCAUUUAUAUGUGUGUAUAUGUAUAUAGCUACGAGACUGACAGAAGAGAUUUGAAGACAAUCACUUCCCGCUCAAUGGCUACGUUGUGGUUUCUAUUAUUAAAUAUCCUGGUUCUGGCCCAUGGCGAACUGGACAUGAAUGGACCGAAUGUGUGUCAGAAAAUUCUAACGAAAACACAAACUCGCAUGAUUACAUAUCGUGAACCGUUCAGAGUGAAGACGACCACCUGGUGUCUGGCCUUCCCGCCAAGAUGUACAGAAUGGAUUACAAAAUAUCGCCUCGGAAGGAAAGUCCGGUCGUCUUUAGUCUACAAGAAGACAGCCAUGUGUUGUAUGAACUACGAAGAAGUGAAUGGUCGCUGCCAUCCAAUCUGUGAAUUUGGUUGCAACAACGGCAUUUGUCUGGCACCCAAUAUGUGUCAUUGCCACCCAGGAUGGAGAGGACAUACGUGUGCUUCCCAUUGUUCCAAUGGCACAUGGGGAGUGAACUGUGUAGAGAAAUGUGACUGCAAUGGACACGGAUCAUGCGAACCUAUUACUGGGAUCUGCCAAUGUAUUCCAGGCUGGACUGGUGGAAAAUGCCAGAACGAGUGUCCAGAUAAUACAUAUGGUGUAAAUUGUCAAUCGAUGUGUAAAUGCAAAAACGGAGCAACUUGCGACCAUCUGAAUGGUGCUUGUCUAUGCCAAGACGGUUUCAAAGGAACAUUGUGUGAUCAGGUUUGUCUGGAGGGUGAGAACUGUUCGUCUAAGUGCAAAUGUCACAAUGGAGGUAUAUGUCACCCCCAUGAUGGCUCCUGCGACUGUCCACCAGGAUGGACUGGAAAUAUUUGUUCUCUACCGUGCCCGAAGAACCGCUACGGUAAAAACUGCAAGGAGGUGUGUAGCUGUUAUAACGGCGGCGUGUGUGACACGUUUACGGGAGAAUGUCAGUGCCCACCUGGUGCAAGUGGUGAAAGAUGUCAGAUUCAGUGUCCAGUUGGUACUUGGGGCCCAAACUGCACUUAUGAAUGUGAGUGUCGCAACGGUGGAACCUGUUCUCCAGAAGACGGUUCCUGCCUUUGUCCAGCUGGAUUUACCGGAAGACAUUGUGCCAGUCGAGUUUGUUCACCGAUCACUUAUGGAAAAUACUGUUCUCAUACAUGUGAAUGUGACUGGCAGAACACAAUGCGAUGCCAUCCAGGGACUGGUAAAUGUGAAUGUAGUCCCGGUUUCAAAGGCGAACGAUGCCAGCAGCCCUGUCCGGUACCAUUCUACGGGAAAGACUGUUCAAAAAUGUGUCAGUGUCAGAACGGAGGUGAUUGUGAUCCAAUUAUUGGGAAUUGUACAUGUGCACCUGGUUGGCAAGGACAUCUUUGUACAAAACCAUGCGACCCAGGAACGUAUGGAACACGAUGUGAACAAAAAUGUAUUUGUCAAAACAACGGAACUUGUCUCCCAGACUUUGGUUUCUGUAUUUGUGCGCCAGGUUGGCGAGGUCAUAUGUGCGAAGAACAGUGCCCCGGGGUUUUGUAUGGACAGAACUGUAGCAGAGUCUGCGAUUGUAGGAACGAUGCAUCGUGCGAUCACGUCACUGGAGAAUGUCAUUGUAAGCCGGGAUUCAAAGGAAUUCAUUGUGAAGACACUUGUCCGAAUGGUCGUUUCGGUGUCAACUGUAGAGAACAAUGUCCUUGUACCGCUUCCAAUACUGCCAGGUGUGACUCAGAAACUGGACUCUGUUCAUGUGAACAUGGAUGGACAGGUGUUUUUUGCAACAGUACUUGUCCUGAUGGUAUAUGGGGUGAGAAUUGUGACCGAGUGUGCACCUGUGCUAAUGGUGGAUCAUGUGACAUGAAGACGGGUAAAUGCCACUGUCAACCUGGGUGGAUUGGUGAUAAAUGCGAAGAAGAAUGCGAACCUGGAUAUUACGGUUUCUGGUGUAAACAGUCCUGUCCUGCUUGUCCUGUGCACGACGGGGACUUACGUUGUAACUUACUCACUGGACUUUGCACGUGUCCUCCAGGAAAGAUGGGCUAUCUCUGUGAUAAAGAAUGUCCAAACGGUACAUUUGGUCUCCACUGCAGUGAGAAAUGCGAUUCCUGUUUUAACGGCGCCAGAUGUGAUAGUGUAACAGGCUUUUGUCAGUGUCUACCUGGUUGGCUUGGUGACAAAUGUAACAUUGAGUGUGAACCAGGUUAUUUCGGUGAAAACUGCCAGUUUAAAUGUGAGUGCAGCAAUGGUGGAAAGUGCCGCACCAAUGAUGGCGCCUGCCGAUGUCUUCCGGGAUAUACUGGUGUACACUGUAAAGAAAGUUGUCCAUACGGCCGUUAUGGAGAUAACUGUGAACACGUGUGUAAGUGCAACGAUCAACAGUAUUGUGACUUCAUCUUGGGCUGUACAAUAAAGAUAGCCAAUGCUGCUUACGGCAUGGAGAGCCAAGAGAAGCCAUCCAUGAGCGCCACCACUAUGGUGCUGAUUGUUCUCCUCGUAGUCCUUAUCAUCGUAUUGAUUUCUAUGGCAUUCUAUUACCGAAACAAGCUGCGCCGGUUGGGACUACAAGCGGCUGAAGGAGCUCAAAGAGUCAUGAAAUAUAAGCACAAUGUGGAAGUCGCCGGAAUUGACAACCCCAUCUAUGGAAUGCCAUCUCCCAAUAAUACCCGCAUCCCUAUUUCCGGUCCAAUAUUCCAAGAUGGUGGACCAACAACUACAACGGCAACUGUUGCAGGUGCAGCUGGCGGAAUAACUAGUCCACCAACACAGAACGUGCAACUUGAUCAACACAAUAACAUAGCUAAAUCAGCAAACCCCAGCAAAAACGUCAACCAACUAGGGGCCACAGCAGGCAUAGAUGCAAAUAAAGUCGACAAUAAGCAAAUAGAACGAGACAUGUUAAGUAACAUGGUUGAGAGCGGUUACUCCAUUCCUGUCCGAGUGGCUCUUCCACAUGACGGUAAAGAUGGACCCGAAGAAUAUUAUUACGACAGAUCGAAACUUGGAGAGAGCGAUCAGGAUGAAAUAAGCGAGGAAGACUUCAAUAAAAUAACGCAGCAACCAGGAAAAUUCUAAUUUGAACUCACAAACAACUCCUUCGUUGUUUUUGUUUUAUUAUAUUUUUUACUGUUUCUUCUGUUUUUUUUUUGUUUUUAUUUUCUUUUUUCAAUACUUUUGUUUGUUUUUUUCUCAUGAUUUAUUUUAUUAUUUUUGUUAUUGUUUUAUGUAUUGUUGUUGUUAUUGUGUUGGGGGUGUCGGGAUAAUGUCAAGGGACAGAAGUAAGAGCUGGGGUUUUUUUUGUUGUUGUUCAUUUUUAUCGUUUUGUUUUUGUCUCUAUUUUCGUUUGUGUUUCUUGAUAACAGAAA
This is a messenger RNA of Octopus sinensis (East Asian common octopus), 3490 nucleotides long. Its product is annotated as multiple epidermal growth factor-like domains protein 10. The transcript is spliced from 24 exons. The record is from RefSeq and is a predicted model, not a curated record. Bases 168 to 3200 code for a protein of 1010 amino acids. NCBI's taxonomy places the organism in Eukaryota, Metazoa, Mollusca, Cephalopoda, Octopoda, Octopodidae. Gene Ontology annotation, molecular function: protein binding; scavenger receptor activity.